AUGCCUGCAGCUAUACGACGCCACGGCAGCAAUCCCUCGCGUCCUCAGCUGCGGCCACACAACCUGCGAAGUCUGCCUAAAGCUGCUCCCCCGCCCAUUUCCCAACACCAUCCGCUGCACCGUCUGCACCCUCCUCCUCAAAUUGCCCAAUUCCCUCUCUUCGCUCCCCAAGAAUCUCGACCUCCUCUACUCUCCUCCCUCCUCCAGCGCACCCGCCCCCUCGAGGAGAAGACACCAAUUCCGCCGGAUUUUAAAGGCGCAGAAUCGGUUUAUUCUCCAUCUGUUUUGAAGCCGUGGCCUUACGAGUUCUAUUGCAAAUGGGGGAGAUGGAUACUCCCAAAAGACUGUAUUUUGAUUGGUGGGAGGCCUCUGGAUGGAAAGGUUUUGUGGUGUUUUGAGAGUGAUCGUGUGGUGGGGUGUGUUUUUAGCGAGAAUGAUCAUGUGGGUCUGAUUAAAGUUGGGAUUUUUAUGGGGGGUGAGGAUGAUUCUGAGAUAAUCAAGCCAAGCUAUGAGUCGAGAAUUCUGACUUUUUUGUGGGGGAUGGGAGAAGAUGGAGGGAUAAAUUGGGGGUUGUUUUUAAAGCUUGUUUUAGAAAGGAAGGAUGAAGAGGAGAGGCUCAUUGCUGAUGAAAUUAGGUUUUGGGGAGUGGUUGGUGUAGAGAUAUGUGAGAUUUUGAUGCGCUUGCAUUUAGAGGGGCUAACUGUUGGUUACCUGAGUUUGAAUUGUCUCGGUUUCGAUGAUUUUGGUCGGGUGUUGUUGCAGUUAUUUGUGAAGGCGGGGUUUGAGUUGGAUUCGCGAAAUGUGUCUAAAGUCGGUCCUGUUUCAGAUGUUUGGUCACUUGCGUCUUUGCUGGUUUGCGUUCUUGUUGGAAGCUCUUUUGAGGAAGAAAUGGAGUCGUUCUUGCAUUCUGUGGUUAAUGCUGUUAAAGACGAAAAGGGUUGUGAUUAUGAUGGUUUGUACCUAGCCUGGAUGGGGAAAGUUUCUGCGUUAUUGAAGAGCAGACUGGGAUCGGAUUUUGCUUCGUUGCUGGAUGUUUUGUGCAGAUGUCUGGGGUUAGAACCUGGCCAUCGGCCUCUUGCAACUGAGCUAUGGAAAUGCUUGAGGGGGCUGGUUGUUAAACCUCAGUGUGAUAUUGGAUUCACCUUGAAAAAUGAGAACAAGAAUCAAGAAUCGGGUGGUUAUAUAGUACUAGGUGAUGUAUGCUGCAUGGUUGAUGGAACGGGCCAUGGCUCGAAGGGAGAAGAAGAGGCUGAGAGGGAUGAUGCGAGAUUGAGGGUUGAAGGAGAUGUAGUUGAUGGGAUCACUCGUGGUGAUUUCAAAUGUCUAGAAGUGAAAGGAACAGGACUACAUGGAAUCUACUACAGGAACGUGUCACAUGUGAAAUAACAAGGGCUGAUUUGAUGUAUAUUUUGGACUUAAACUAGGGUUACAAAAAAUGACUUUUGGAAU
Molecule: messenger RNA, 1449 nt
Organism: Salvia splendens (bonfire salvia)
Lineage: Eukaryota; Viridiplantae; Streptophyta; Magnoliopsida; Lamiales; Lamiaceae
Exons: 4
Coding region: 1-1386 (461 amino acids)
Source: RefSeq, a predicted model, not a curated record